Molecule: messenger RNA, 872 nt
Organism: Prorocentrum cordatum
Lineage: Eukaryota; Dinophyceae; Prorocentrales; Prorocentraceae
Source: the annotation of a GenBank genome assembly
CCCCCCCCCCGCGCCUCGGAGCGGCACAUGGCCACCGCCGCCGCCUCCCCUCGGGCGGACGCGAACCCCGAGAAGACUCCGGAGCCGCGCCCGGGCGGCAGCGAGGCGAUGGCGCAGGUGGCCGGCCCGACGAAGAGCGGGCAGCGGCAGGCCGCGAUCGACGACGUCGCCCGCGGGCUGGGCCUGCCGGUCGGCAGCGGCGCGGUGGCCGGCGAGGAGGACCCGAGCCCGAGCAAGCUCUCGAGCGCCUCGGCCGGCGUCCGCCAGGGGCUCGGCCUGGCCCCGUGCGGCAGCCUGCCCAGCCUGGGGCCGCGGCCGGGCACGAGCCCGAUGAGCGCCAAGGAGGCGGGCUCCCCGGCGAACUUCCGCCUGGGGAUCAGCCUGGCGGGCCUGGCGCCGGCGCCCGCGCCUGCAGGCUCCGGGCGGCGGAAGUCGCAGGUGACGGCGUCCAGCCUCGGCCUGGGCGGGGUGGCGGACGCUUCCGGCAGGCAGCGGCGGAAGUCGCUGGUGGCCCCGUCGAGCGGCUCGCUGGUGGGCGUGCCGGAUAUGCCGCUCAGCGCGCGCGGCGCCGGCAGUGCGGGCUCGGCGGCGGUGCAGCCCGAGGACGGGGGCCGAACUCCAGAAGGGCCGUCUCCCGGAGCAGGCACGCCCAGCAAGUCGGUCGUGGCGGUCGCGGGCCACGUCGCGACGGCGGGCCUGAAAGGCCCGAAGGCGGCGCCGCCGCGGCGGAACUCGGUGGCCCCAUCAGCGAACGCCACAGCCCUGCUCGUCCCCGGGUCGCUGGGCCUGCCUAACAUGGAGCGGAACAUGGAGCGGAGAAAGUCGCUAGGCGGCCGAAGACCUUCGAAAGCGGGCUUGCUGCCCAUGCAGGC